Molecule: messenger RNA, 1030 nt
Organism: Desarmillaria tabescens
Lineage: Eukaryota; Fungi; Basidiomycota; Agaricomycetes; Agaricales; Physalacriaceae
Exons: 1
Coding region: 324-914 (196 amino acids)
Source: RefSeq, a predicted model, not a curated record
AUGUCUUCAUUUCAUGACAAGAUAUCCCAAGCGCGGUUCCAUCCAGUAUCAGAGGACAUUGCCAUCUUCCACAACGAAUUCUUCGCUCUACCAUUCGCAAUCCUUCCGUCGCAGAGCCGAGAGGGCUCAUCACGCUCACCAGAAGCCCACGGAGCUGCUAUGAUACCGUACAAGUCACUGGCUUUCUCCAUGUCCCGCCCGCGAUCACCCUACCUUAACCGAAUUGUGGUCUUGUUGUUUCCUGCUUGGAUCGCGACACGAGAAUUCUUAGUGGCCAUGGCAUUUCAGCACACAAUCAUAUUUCUUACUCUUGUUGGAAUGCAAUGCGAGGACGUUGUUUCGUGUUUUCAGCUCUCUCAUCCCGCCUGCCACUCGGUCUCCGACUGACUUCGCGACGGUUUCUCAAAGUUCUUCCUCCGAUGGUGUCGAUGCGUCGGCUUUAUAAUCACCGCCCACCUGGACAGCCGCUAGCCCAGUGCCUUCAAUCUCUCAGUUUCGACUUAGGAAAUGGCCUUUUAUCUAAUCCUACGCCAUGUUUUGCAUGGGGCUCUGCCCUCAACCAGGGAGGAUACGCAUCAAGGCAUGGCACAGAGUGGCUGUUUUGUUUCGUCGGGCAAGCUUUCAUUAUCAAUGCAAUGACAACAAGGUCAAAUGACGAUUACAGAGGUUUUGUUGGAUGGGUCGGACGGAAAGUCAAGUGUUUUAGUAAUCAGGACGGCGGCAUCCCUUGCUUAAUAUGCACUCUUUUUCGCCAGCCGUCAUCCCAAUGUCACUUCUUGGAUUCCAGGACACAUCUGCCGUUUACCAUCGUCGUCCCUGUGACGCACUGUGUAUUUACGCACUUGAGUUGCAAAUAUAACCCGUUCCAGCUGUUCGCGCACUGCGACAGGGCGUACGAUGAAAAGUCUCGUUGAGAUUCGCUAGUCAAGGUUCCUAAAAUGCGCACCCUGAUGCAUGAUGCAUGAUGCCUGAUGCCUCUAAAGGGUCAUCUGAUCCUAGACUCCCACAGCUGUCAUUACCUUUUCUCCCC